Molecule: messenger RNA, 1287 nt
Organism: Metarhizium acridum CQMa 102
Lineage: Eukaryota; Fungi; Ascomycota; Sordariomycetes; Hypocreales; Clavicipitaceae
Biological process (GO): regulation of mRNA processing; peptidyl-serine phosphorylation; spliceosomal complex assembly
Molecular function (GO): protein serine/threonine kinase activity; ATP binding
Source: RefSeq, a predicted model, not a curated record
AUGACCGAUAAUACAUUUCGACAGUCCAAGGCUGUUUAUAUCCCUGAGGUGGACGUGGAAGAUCUUGAGGGCUACACUAUCGGUGGCUACCAUCCGAUCGUUAUUGGAGACACUUUCCAAGACGGCCGAUACAAGAUUGCCCACAAGCUUGGCUUUGGUGGCUAUUCUACAAUUUGGCUGACCCGAGACAACACAUUGGAUCGCUAUGUCUCACUAAAGGUCUUGGUUGCAAGCGAAUCGUCAAAAAAUACUGAGGCAAAUAUCCUUCGCCAACUUCAAAGCGUUGACACAUUGCACCCAGGGCAGCGGUUCAUCCCUCAUUUACUAGAUACAUUCUCUAUCGAAGGCCCAAACGGACGACAUACCUGCCUUGUACAAGAAGCGGCCGGCUGCAGCGUCGCUGCAUCCAAAGAAGACUCGGUAGCCUUCAUGUUUCCGACCGAGACCGCGAGGUCCAUUGCAGCUCAGUUGAUCAUGGGUGUGGCGUUUUUGCACUCACGAGGCAUAUGCCACGGAGAUUUGCAUCCAAGAAAUGUUCUAUUUCGCGAUCCACAUGUCGGCAAACUCAGCCCUGACCUGCUCUGCAAGAGUUACCGUUUGGAUCAAGCCCCUAUUAGCCGAGUUGAUGGCGCUGCUGUCGAACCUCAGGCGCCACCAUAUGCCGUCUAUCCAAUGCACAUGAAAAUGGCCGCCGAUAAACUAACAGACCCUAUCAUCACUAUAUCCGACUACGGGACAUCUUUCAAUCUGGCUACUGAACGCUCCCCCGAGCUACAUACGCCACCACUCUACCUGCCCCCGGAAGACUUUUUUCAGGAACCCAUCACAUUGGCGGCGGACGUGUGGACGCUUGGCGUUAGCUUAUACGAAGUUUUGGGUGAAAGGCCUCUCUUUGAAACUUUUCAUGGCGACCGAGACGAUAUUAUCGCCGAUAUCAUCAGCACACUGGGGCAGCCACCCGCGCGUUGGUGGGAUAAAUGGGAAAGUCGAAAAGAGUUUUUUAAGCCAGAUGGCUCCUGGAUUCAUAACCUCCAAAGAAUCUACACGCCUGUUUUCCGACCGUUGCAUCAACGCAUGUGGGACAUGGGACGUGGCAUGACACCCGAGACUUGCGAAUGGGAUGUUGAAGGAGGGGAAAUGCAGGCCUUGGAAAAGCUGCUAAGGAGCAUGCUGGCAUUUGAACCUGCAGAACGGCCUACGGUCGAACAGCUGAUGAGAUCAGAGUACAUGGUCAAGUGGGCGAUUCCAGCUUGGGAGCGGCAACUAGAGAGAACCAAAAAUGCAUAG